Drosophila hydei is the source of this 449-nucleotide messenger RNA. RefSeq names its product lipopolysaccharide-induced tumor necrosis factor-alpha factor homolog. Gene Ontology annotation, molecular function: zinc ion binding. The transcript has 2 exons. The coding region runs from base 48 to 359 and encodes 103 amino acids. The record is from RefSeq and is a predicted model, not a curated record. NCBI's taxonomy places the organism in Eukaryota, Metazoa, Arthropoda, Insecta, Diptera, Drosophilidae.
GAGAUAGCAUCGAACAGUUAACAGUUGAAACGUUGUCGAGCCCAAUCAUGAGUCAAGGAUAUACGCCCGCCCAGACCUACCAGCCAGGUGCACCACAGGUGAUCAUACAGACAACGACAACGUCCAAUGUGGUGCCCAUCGGCAGCGAUCCGUCGCGUGUUCAGUGUCCUUCCUGCCACGCGGACAUUCUGACAAAUGUGAAGCGCACUCCAACGGGACGCACGCACUGCUGGGCCCUGAUCCUGUGUCUCUUUCUCUGCUGGCCCUGCGUCUGUGUGCCCUACUGCAUGGACUCCUGCCAGAAUGCCGAGCACUCGUGCCCCAACUGCGGCGCCUACAUUGGCACCUACGAGAACUGAAGUAUUACCUAACUAUAAGCAACGAUUUGUCCAUUUAAUAAGCUAAGCUAACGACCUGAAAUAAACGCCAACUGAUCACCAAGUGAAUCA